Phycomyces blakesleeanus NRRL 1555(-) is the source of this 1570-nucleotide messenger RNA. RefSeq lists its product as hypothetical. The record is from RefSeq and is a predicted model, not a curated record. The coding region runs from base 56 to 1570 and encodes 504 amino acids. NCBI's taxonomy places the organism in Eukaryota, Fungi, Mucoromycota, Mucoromycetes, Mucorales, Phycomycetaceae. The transcript has 4 exons.
CUGGUCAUUCCUGGAGCCUGUUCUGAAAGAACUUCGGGUUCUCCAAGCCGGUGGAAUGGUUGUGAAGACACCAUCUGGAGAUAUUAGUGCAAAAGUCCAUGUACUAAUGACAACUGGCGACAUCCCAGCUCUGGGAAAGAUGGCUUGUCAUGUGGGCCAUAUGAGUAAGGAUGGCUGCCGCAUCUGCCACGUUGUGGGUCAAUCUCCUGGCCAUGGCCAAUAUUUCCGAAUGCCAUCUGCCAUCACCAUGCGCACACCGGAAAGUUUCAAGCACUUUGAUGAGGUGGCCUCAUCCAGCAAAAAAGGGUUAACUGACCAAUCACCCUUCUCCUUACUGGAUUCCUUCUCUGGUCCGUUCUUCUUUGCAUUGGAUGAAAUGCACGGCAUUUGUCACGGCAUUGGCAAACAGGUCUGGGGGCUCGUGUGUGGCAAAAGAAGUAUUCCGACAUCUUUCCACGGUGCAUGGAUCAACAUCGCAACAAAAUCAGGGUACUUCCGGGCUGUGGACUGGGCUGACUUCAUCUUGUUUGUUAUCCCCACGCUUGUGGCAGAGCGUGUCCGUGACCAAGCUGCCCGUAAGGCAUUGCUUGACCUGGUGCAGACAUGCAACCUACUCAUGAGCUGGGAGUUAUCAGCAGAGGAGAAAACCUUGAUCAAAACAAAUCUCGUCGCAUGGAAUGCGUAUCUGGAAGCCUCGCUAGCUAAAGGAGAGGUCCAGCUCAAGGUCUUUACGAUCAACCAGCACCUCCUGCAGCACUAUCCCGCAAUGAUAGAAGCGUAUGGUCCCCCCAGAGCGUAUAGUGCACGAUCUGUCGAGAGGGCGAUUGGGGAAUACUCGCGAGCAAUAAAGAGUAAUUCGGCAAUUGGAAUCAACGCUGGCAACAUCAUGCUUGGCUUGACACAGAUUCGACAGAUGAGAGUUGAAAAUUCAAGAACGACAACAGCAACAGUAACAGCAACAACUCUCCUUCAGUAUGACGAUCCCUCUGCUGGUUGGCCAAUUGACCGAGAAGGUAGUAAUGUUGGUACUGAUUCUGACAUUGAGUUCUGGGGGCCUUUGAGGAACAGAACGAUUGUUGAUAGUUUUGGAGGCAUUUCUUGUCUUCCAGAGCUUCUUCAAAAGUUCUACGAAUCAAAGGGGGAAGAGUGUAGUAUGAUUGAAGCAGCCAUUAAAACAAGCCGUAAGGCAUUUGUAAAUGGUUGUGUUAUUGACUCUGCACUCGACCAUAAUUGUGUAAGAGAGGCACAUAACGUCAGACUUCAGGGUUCAGUCUACAAGGAUUUCUUUGGGAAGGUCGUCGUUUUCUUUGAGCACAAGCUCAACAACAAGAGGUGGCCGCUUGUCCUUGUCAAUGUUUAUGCAGUUCGUUUGGUAAAUAGUAUACCAGCAAUCAACAAUAGGCAAAUGAAGCCAAUGGUAGUUCACCUGGCAGAUGUCAAAGAAUUAGUUGGUUUGGUGAAGUCGGACGCGACUAUAAACACAAUAACAACAACAGCAACAACAUAUGUAGUGUGGCCAGAGCUUAACCGCGGCCCAAAACUGUCACUUGGUUCUCUUGCAGACCCAUAA